AUGGCUCCUCCAAACAGCGCUCUUUUCGUCAUUGAUAUCCAACACGACCUGGCGGGGGAUCCCAAGACUGAGAUCCCACAUGCCGCCCGUAUCCGUGAUGCUGGAGAGGUCAUCCUUUCUGCCGCGCGUGGUAUUUCUCAAACUGAGGGAGCUCAGCCGCCUCUCAUAGUCUUUGUGCAGCACGAGGAAGCCCCUGAGGAGGGUCCCCUAGUCAAGGGAAGCGAUCCAUGGAAACUUGUCUUUGAGCCGCAGACGAACAAUUCUAGGGAGAUUCUCGUGCCCAAGACCACUCGAGACACGUUCAAGUCAAACCCGGGACUCGCUGAACAGCUGAAGGCGCAAGGAAUCGAACAUAUCGUGGCGUUUGGAGUCCAAAGCGACUGCUGUGUAUUCGAGACAAGCAAAGGUGCCCUCGAGGCCGGGUUUCGACUUACGCUACUGCAAGGAGCCCAUUCGACUUACGAUUCCAAAGAGGGCACUGCACUUGAGAUUGAGACGAGUAUUGAAGAUUCAUUGAGGGCUCUUGGUGCAAAGAUCGUUCAGUUUGAAACUGCGGUGGGCGGCUGGAAAGAGACGGGGAACUUGGAUUUUUGA
Molecule: messenger RNA, 594 nt
Organism: Fusarium falciforme
Lineage: Eukaryota; Fungi; Ascomycota; Sordariomycetes; Hypocreales; Nectriaceae
Product: Isochorismatase domain-containing protein
Exons: 2
Coding region: 1-594 (197 amino acids)
Source: RefSeq, a predicted model, not a curated record